AUGGCGACGACUGCCGAGCUCGAUGCGGCUGCGUUCGCGCUCAUGUUCCCGUCGCACUCGGCGUCGGCGUCGAUCGUCCGUCCUUACAGAUUCACUCGCGAGCGCCCUGCCAACCUCACCGACGAGCGGCUGCGCGACCUCGCAGAGCACAUGCACGCCAAGCAACAGGCUCAAGCUCAGGCUCAAGCUCAGGCUCAAGCUCAGGCUCAAGCCAACGCUGCUGCUGCAGUGCCACCGUCGAUGACCCCGUCACACUUGCAGUCUGUUGCUCAAGCAUCAUCAGCUGCAUCUGCGCCGGUCAUCACGCCAGGCGCGCGCAAGAUUGCGAGCGGUGCGCCAGCAACCACAACCGCGAGUGCUCAAGGAUCAACCGCAGCUGCAGCUCCAGCAGCCAAGGUUGUUUUGUCUGCUGCCGAGAGAGAACGGCGCAUUCAGGAAAUUCAAGCCCUCAUCAGUCGUCGCGAGGAAGAAAAGAAGCUGCUGUUCGACCAGCUCAAGGAGGUGCUCCACGAAGAAGCAAAGUCUCGCGAGGCACAGCAGCAGCAACUGCAGCAACGAACAUUUGUAUCCACUCCUGGCGCGGGUCCCGCCGGCAGUGCAGCGAGCGGCGGCUUGUCGCAGCAGACCGGACCUGGCCCGAUGCACUCGCAGAUAUCCCCUUCCAAGCCGCAGCUACUGCCUGGAUACAACCACAACGCUAUGAUGAUGAACAGCCGCGUCGGCUACCCUCCACAGCAGUCACAGCCAGCGUCAUCGCAGCACACAUCCUACUCGCCAUACAACCAGCAGCCACCAGCGCAACCGCCACAACAUCCGACAUUCCCACCGCACACCGAUGCGCGGCGUCCAAUGUCCGUGUCGGCCCCUUUCCCUCGCAAACGUUCACGAAGCCCAUCACCCGUGCGAGGAGGCCCAUAUCGCGAGGGCGAUCAUCUCAACAAGCGGCCAGAGCCGGAUCGCCGCUUUUCGCAAGGUGGCUUCUCUCGGGACCGCGAGCGGGAGCGCGAUCCGAGGGACACACGCGACCCGCGAGACAUGCGCGAUGCCAGAGACAGAGACCGCGACAUGCGCGAUGCGAGGGACAUGCGCGAUGCGAGAGACAUGCGCGACGCGCGGGAUAUGCGGAACGGGCGCGAUCCGCGAGAUCGCGACAUUCGUGAUCGCGAUCGAGACCGCGAGCGUGACUGGGACAAUCCCCGUUUCCCUCCUCGGUUGAAUGUGCCUCCGGCUGCAAAGCCUUCGCCGCAUCGACCGGGCUUCUCACAGCCGCCAUUCCCGGGUGGCCCCGCUCAGUCGCCAGGUUUCCCUGGAGACCGCAACUUUCCUCCGCCACCCGGAUCUGGGCAGCCUGCAUCUGCGGCCUCGCCCCGUCCGUGGAAUGGCUCCACCCUCGCGGCCGAUGCCGAUGCACCAGUCGAUGCAUCCGUGUCUCGGGAUCAUGAUCAUGAUGCUGCACCACCGUCGCGUGAGACCAAGCGCGCGCGAAUCUCCGAGGAUUCAGUCAAUCCUGCUCCUGCUGAUACUGAUGUUGCUGCUGCCACUGCCGCUGCCGCUGCCACUGCCACUGAUGCUGAUUCUGCACUGAACAUGAAGCGCCGACAAGAGAUGAAAGCGGCCAAGCGAGCCAAGCUGAAGGAGAAGCGAAAGCGCGCGAUCGCACGCGACAGGGCAAUGCGAGCCCAAGCAAGCAAGGCUCAACCCUCGACAUCGACGACGGCCGAGCGCCAGCCAGACCAAGGCGAGCAAGCCAAGGCCAGCAAGAGCGGGACAAGCCAAGGUGCAAGGUCGGACGGGAAAGUUGUCGCAGCGGCGGACGCAAACUCGAGCUCAACUCAAGCAAGCUGCUACUCUGCUGCAACGACGAGUGCAUCCACAGGCUGCGAUCAAGCUGGAUCGAACAUCUCGCAGAGGACACUGGGAGACCUGUUUAGUUUGCUGCAGCAAUCCCUGUCGCGGAUUGACACACUCGAGCAAACCGUCACAGAGUUACAAAGCCAGAUUAGUUACGUCUACUCACUCCAGCAGUAUUCCUGGGGUGCAUCAUCCGAUGCUGCGACUGCUGAAGCGUCAAACGCAACGUACACAGCAGGUGGAUCGAGCGCAAACUGGCAGCAAACUUCGAAACAAAGCAAAGUGUCUUCAUCUCGAGGCAAGGCGAACAAGCGGAACCACACAGCAGCAGUCGAUGCACAACCCGAGCAGGAUGCAUAUCCUACACGCAAAAACCCUGGGGUGCGCCGAAAGCCCGCCGCCGACGUGCUGCAGCUUCCCGUCCUCGAUCCGACCGUGACAAUCACCGCCGUUCAUCCCGGCCACUUGAUAUUUUCUGAUGAUGGUACUCCAUCGACAAUUCACGACAACAACCAGGCACUUGAUGGCAAAAUAACGGCAGCCACAGUCAGUAGCGAUCCGAAAAGCGAUCCGAAAAGCGACGAGCAGCCAACGACAGCAAUGGACAUUUCAGCAGCAGCAACAGCAGCAACAACGACUUCUGUCACCCCGACUCCAGCAGUAUUUGAAAACACACCUUCAAACAAGUCAAACCGGCGGCACCAGACACGAAAACAAUUCGGGAUUGGGGCGUUUCUCGCAAACCUUGCGCCAACAUGCUCGACUCCACCAAACCCCGCCGAGUCCUCCGCGUCAUCGCGUUCCGCUGCCCCCGACAUGAGUGGCGCUCAGGUUUAA
Molecule: messenger RNA, 2688 nt
Organism: Capsaspora owczarzaki ATCC 30864
Lineage: Eukaryota; Filasterea; Ministeriida; Capsasporidae
Exons: 7
Coding region: 1-2688 (895 amino acids)
Source: RefSeq, a predicted model, not a curated record